AUGUUCUCCCAACACCAUCUCCCGUCCCCCCUCUCGGACCUCCCUUUGCUAAGGGAUCUCGAUGUCCCCCACUCUGCCAAAUCUUCUGUUGUGAAUCUGCCUGACCUUCCUUCCCUUUCUGCUCCUUGGACCCAUAGCCCAGUCUCUCAUUUGCACCCCAAGAGCACUCGUUCCCCUCACAUCGGCAGCUUACAAUCACAGAUCUUCACACCACCGGCAACGCAAUCAUGGUCAUGCCAACUGACACGGGACAACGCAACCGCUGAAGAUCUCCUUCGAUUCAAUAAUUCUGCCUUCAAAUUGCUCCUUGAAAAUCACAAAAAAUUGAAGACAACUUGCCUUGCACUGAAAGCAAAUUUGCAAGCAUCCAGGGACCUCCUCAACAAAAUGAUUCAGGCCCUGCCACAAGUGUACAGCCUCAUUACGGGGAGCGUGGCUGACACGCAUGUAUCACCACUCGCAUCUAUUAUCAACGUCGGUACAGCACCAAGCAAUCCUGCCUCCACAGAGCUUGACCUAGCCGCCUACAACAAUGCCACGGUCAAGGCCUACUAG
Molecule: messenger RNA, 555 nt
Organism: Heterobasidion irregulare TC 32-1
Lineage: Eukaryota; Fungi; Basidiomycota; Agaricomycetes; Russulales; Bondarzewiaceae
Exons: 3
Coding region: 1-555 (184 amino acids)
Source: RefSeq, a predicted model, not a curated record